Molecule: messenger RNA, 2922 nt
Organism: Scophthalmus maximus (turbot)
Lineage: Eukaryota; Metazoa; Chordata; Actinopteri; Pleuronectiformes; Scophthalmidae
Product: adhesion G-protein coupled receptor G2
Exons: 14
Coding region: 84-1988 (634 amino acids)
Biological process (GO): cell surface receptor signaling pathway; adenylate cyclase-activating G protein-coupled receptor signaling pathway
Cellular component (GO): membrane
Molecular function (GO): G protein-coupled receptor activity
Source: RefSeq, a predicted model, not a curated record
GGCCACAUCUCAGGCUCAGCCUGUUCUCUCCAAAAGUAAGAAGAGCACUCCUCUGUGUCUACCAACUAUUCAUACGAGGCACAAUGGUUCCCUUGCUGCUGAUAGUGCUGCUGCUGCCCGAAUCGCUGGCUGAUCAAGUUUGCAUCAACAUUUCGAAUGGUUACGACAUGAACAUCACCAUAACGAACGGGACCCUCCUCGAAUCGCUGACCAGUGAUGUGAAAUGCGAGGUGGGUGGACGUCCCUGCGUCUUCCAGUGCACGUUCAACGGCAUGUGGUGGUUCAACGGAUCGUCCGUCUGCCUGCCAGCCGAAGUGACAGGAUCUCUUCCCAUGGUCGUCUACAUCAUACAGCCGUACAGCAAUUGUACCUUGAACUUGUGCGCGCCCAGCAUCAUCUUGCCACAGAUUCAGUCCCUGGACAGUAACUGCUCCCUCCAGAGACAAAUGAUGGAACUCCUAUGCAUAAGAGACACAUGUCCGCAGCUCUUCAGCAGCGACCAUCAAAUGAAGAAGGCCUUUAUGAAAGUGGAAAAACGCAUCAUCCUCAACAUUAUGCAAACCUCCCAGUCAGAGACAGGGGGCUGCACGAAUUACGACCUGGGUGGCCUGUCUCUGAAUGUGAUUAAGAUCAGCGAGGUUGGCCUCAACUCCUCUCGAACCAGCUGGAUCCCAGUAGAAGCUCCACAGCCGCUGACUCAGAAUGAGUCAUACGUCUCCGAGAUGUGGCUGCCUGUGUCUGCCCUGAAAUCCAUCCCAGCGGAGGAGAGGGUUAUUGGUUUGGCCAGCUACGCGGACCAAAGCCAGUUCCAACAUGGACAGGACACCAUCGCAUCAAUGGUUCUCAGGAUAGAACUCCUGGAGGGACAACGCCUUCAAAAUCUGAGUGUGCCAAUCAAUAUGACUUUCAAGGUUGCCAUACACGGAUACGUGAAUCCCCACUGGUUACAGUGUCACUAUUUUGACGAACAUGAUAGUCGCUGGAAAACAGAUGGAUGUCAGACUUUCAACGACAACCAAAGUGACGUCAUGUGCAGCUGCAACCACGCAACGCCCUUUGCAAUCUUGUUGAUAAGACCUGACCAAAUUGACGAAGUCCACUGGAAAAUACUGUCACACAUCAGUUACAUAGGUUGCGGCCUGUCUGCCUUCUUCACUGCUUUGUCCAUCGUGAUGUAUGUCUUCAGACGAAACCACAAAAUGGAUUACUCCCUUUCCAUUCACGUGUCCCUGAGCGGGGCCUUGUUUCUGCUCAAUUCAACCUUCCUGCUGACUGAGUGGGGGGCCACGAUGGAGCCCGACUGGGUGUGCAUAUUUCUUGCGGCCUUCAUGCAUUACUCCCUGCUCUGCUGCUUCACCUGGAUGGCCAUCGAGGCCCUCCACCUCUACCUCCUGCUGAUAAAGGUGUUCAACACCCACUACAAGCAGUACCUGCUCAAACUGUCCCUUCUUGGUUGGGGGAUCCCUGGUGUAUUCGUGUCCGUCGCUGCAGCUGUAAAGGACGUCAGACAGUUUUAUGGAGUUACACAAAUGAGCAUGGCCAACACAAAUCAAACUAACGCCAUCUGCUGGAUCACAGAUGACGCCUUCUUCUACACCUCGAACCUGGUGUACUUCACUCUCGUCUUCAUCUUCAACUCUGGCAUAUUGCUGGCAGUGGCCUUGAGCAUCUGUAGGACGCAGCACGCGUUCAGGGCCAAAUCGAGGCUCGGAGCGGAGGGGGACCUGGAUAGCUUGGGUGCAUCCUGCAGGAGCGGCCUCACAGUGCUGGGUCUGACCUGCCUGAUGGGGACCACCUGGGGUCUGGCCUUCCUGGGCUCGGGAUACGUCAACUACUCCAUCCUCUACCUUUUCUGCAUCCUCAACUCCACACAAGGCUUCUUCGUCUUCCUGUGGGUCUGUCAGUCGGCCAAGAUGCAGAGGAAGCAAGACAUGGAGGACAGGAUGACUUCAUCUCCCAUGAAGACGUCGGAAGUCAAAUCCGAUUAGUCUCCAUUAGUCAAAAUGAUAAGAAACUCAUGGAUGUAGUCAGUGAUUGCAUACUGCCCAGUUAAUCCCCUUCUAUGUAACCAUAGUGAUAGUGAAUCUACUGCAUGCAUCCCUGCUAACAGUGGGUUGAACAUUGGAAUCAGUUCUUCCAUAAAAGCAAAGUUGUUUCCUUCACGGUUGAUAUUGUGCAUGUUUUUGAAUAAAGUUAAAUGUAUCCAAAAUGGGAGAAUGAUCAUGUUUUGAUUAAAUCAUAUGCAAACUUUGGAAGUAGGAUUAGCACUGGUAGAAUAGACGGUAUUGCAUUUUCCAGUAAGCAGAAAACCACAACAGCUGACUCUCAGUCUCUCAGCGGCAGCGGCUCUGAGUUGCCAAUCAACUGUUGCCAUGGGGAAACGCUAAAGCAAAGUAAAUGUGGACAGUUCUGUCCAGAAUAAAAUGUAAAUCUGUGUAGUCAAAUGGUGGAAAGAAAGUGAAAUAAUAAUAAUGUCUUGAACCUGAUUAUGGUGGAAUUUCAUUUGCAUAAAAUUACCAAUGAAAGAAUUUUAAAAACAAGCUGAGUUUGCAUUUGCAUUGUCAUUUCCCUACGCUUGUCGCCAACUUUUUAGAACAUGAUGUCUCGUAGUAGUCUGAGUUUAAUUUCCCCAGCGAAGCUGAGUGCGGGUACUUGUUGGCCGUACCUGGCCCUUUUCUUUUUUUCCUUUUCUUGCCUAUGUAGGAAAAUGGUUACAUAUGGCUACUUCCUGUUUUCUCAAGGCAAGAGUCGGAGAUUCUGAUGUUGUAAAAUACAGACAACAUUUGUCUCUAUGAACAACCAAUCACAUUGUAAGUGGUGGAGAUUUACCUUUCUUUCUUUAUUUCUUUCUUUCUUUCUUGCUAUGUUCAAGAGUCUUUCCAAUAUCGACAUCAGCAGCCUAUUUGCAUCGAUUCAAUAAUA